Molecule: messenger RNA, 6356 nt
Organism: Salarias fasciatus (jewelled blenny)
Lineage: Eukaryota; Metazoa; Chordata; Actinopteri; Blenniiformes; Blenniidae
Product: latent-transforming growth factor beta-binding protein 4-like
Exons: 33
Coding region: 93-5405 (1770 amino acids)
Molecular function (GO): calcium ion binding; transforming growth factor beta binding
Source: RefSeq, a predicted model, not a curated record
GUGUUUUCACUCCACCGCAGAGGCAGAGUGAGGUAAAGACCAACGUUUCCAGCGAUGCAGCGCACAACCAGCGUCUGACCGCAGCGCUCGACAUGCUGCAGCCGCCGCGCUGCGCUCUGUCCCUCCUCAUCCUCCUCUCCCUCGCCCUGCCGGCUGGCGGACAGGCGGCAGGAGGAGCAGCAGGAGCAGCGGACGUCAUCCAGGUGAUGUUCACGCCCACCGUCUGCAAGGUGCUCUGCAGCCAGAACGGAUGUGUGAACUCGUGUCAGAGAGGGAACCUGACCACGCUGUCCAGCAGCGCCAUGGACCGGAGGGACGGCUCCCACGGACCGGGCUCCCACGGACCGGGCUCCCACGGACCGGGCUCCCACGGACCGGGCUCCCACGGACCGGGCUCCCACGGACCGGGCUUCAGAGUCUUCGUCUGCCCGCUGCUCUGUAAGAACGGGGGAGUGUGUCUCCAGAGGGACCGCUGUCUGUGUCCUCCAGGCUUCACUGGGAGGUUCUGCCAGAUCCCCUCGUCCUCGUCCUCGUCCUCGUCCUCGUCCUCGUCCUCGUCCUCGUCCCCCAGCCAGGAGCUCAGCCGCUCGGAGUUCCUGCUGCCGCUCGCUCACAGCCAGGAAGUGGAGACAGCCGGAGCUCCCAGCCCGUCCAUGGUGAAGGUUCGAGUGGAGCACCCCCCCGAAGCCACCGUCAACAUCCACAGGGUCAUCAAGCUGUCUGGAUUCAGUCCCAGCCUACGGACGCUGCCCGCCCCAUCCUCCUCAUCCUCCUCAUCCUCCUCCUCCUCCUCCUCCUCCUCCUCGGGCUCGGCUGGCGCCCCUGCCCCUGCAAGAGCUCGGGUCCAGGCCCAGACGGUGAGGGGGGGCGGGACCUACACACAACAGUCUGGCUUCAAGUACUGUUUCAGAGAGGUGAAGGACGGACAGUGCAGCUCUCCUCUUCCCGGCCUCAGGAGUCAAGAGAUGUGCUGUAAAGGCAUUGGGAAGGCCUGGGGCAUCACAGAUUGUGUCCUCUGUCCUGAUAACACAGUUAAAAACACCAGCAACUGUCCAGUUGGGUUUGAACACAGCAAUGGGACGGAGUGUGUGGAUGUGAAUGAGUGCCUCCAGCCGGGGCGUUGUGAGAACGGUCUCUGUGUGAACACCAGGGGGAGCUAUAGCUGUGUGUGUCAGGCGGGGUUCAUCCUCGACGCCACACAUGGAAUCUGCAUCUCCCAGAGUGUGAUCUCGGAGGAGAAGGGUCAGUGUCACCGGGUCCUGGGUCCUGGUCUCGGACCGUCCUCCUGUUCUCUUCCCAUCCUGAAGAGCAUCACCAAGCAGAUCUGCUGCUGCAGCCGGGUGGGGAAGGCCUGGGGCCCCAGCUGCGAGCGCUGCCCCUACUUCGGCUCGGUGGCCUUCAAGGAGAUCUGCCCCGCCGGACCCGGGUACCACUACUCCGCCUCGGCUCUUCAGUUCAACCAGAGAGUCAACGAGCAGCUGGGCGGCCGAGGAGCUCAGCUGGUAACCCAUGGCAACCAGGACCGCCACGGUAACCAGGACCGCCACGGUUCUGGUUCUGGUUCUGGUUCUGGUUCUGGAUCAAGUAGCAGCAGUGCUUCAAGUUCUCAGCCUGAACAAACUUCAUCUGCUGGAGGGAGCAGCUCCAGACCUGGACCAGCUGUGACCACACACAGUCAUCCACAAGCUCCGCCCCAGCCUCCACCACGGAUUCAACCACAAGCUCCACCCCAGCCUCCACCACGGAUUCAACCACAAGCUCCGCCCCAGCCUCCACCACGGAUUCAACCACAAGCUCCGCCCCAGCCUCCACCACGGAUUCAACCACAAGCUCCGCCCCAGCCUCCACCACGGAUUCAACCACAAGCUCCGCCCCAGCCUCCACCACGGAUUCAACCACAACCUCAACCUCAAGCUCCACCUCAGCGUCCGCCCCAGCUCCAUCCUCAGCCUCCUCCAAUCUCCCGGUCCUCUUCUCGGCCCGUACAGCCCAGCACCGAGGGCGCCACGGCCGGCCAGGGGGGACUGUUGGACCAGCAGAGCCAGCCGGACUCCGUUCCAUCAUCCAGGGCUCAACAGAGGCCAGCGUCCAGUGGGAGUCAAGCAGGAGCUCGCUCCUCCUCCUCCUCCUCCUCCUCCUCCUCCUCCUCCUCCUCCUCCUCCUCCUCCUCCUCCUCCUCCUCCUCCGGGUCUCUUCCUCAGCAGCCUGCAGACAGAAGGGACACUCGACCGGCUGUGAACUCGACACCCCGACCCAACAAAGUCCUCACAGUGCGAGGUGUGUGUGAGAGCAGACCAGGCGUGUGUGGGCGUGGCCUGUGUGUGGAUCAGCCCGGUGGGACACACACGUGUGUGUGUGACGAGGGAUUCCAGCUCGGCUCCCAGCGAACACGCUGCCAAGACAUUGACGAGUGCGUGCAGAAUCCCUGCGGCCACGGCCGCUGCGACAACACGCCGGGCAGCUACAGGUGUGUGUGUCACCUCGGUUACAAGCUCAGCGGGAACACCUGCACAGACGUGGACGAAUGUCUGGACCCUCUGCAGUGUCCCGGGCAGGAGUGCAUAAACUCUCAGGGCUCGUACCGCUGCCUGUCCUGCAGGCCAGGCUACGGACUGCUCAACAGGCUCUGCACAGACAUUGACGAGUGUCGUCAGGCUCCGUGCUCCAAUGGUCGCUGUGAGAACACACCUGGAAGCUUUCGCUGUGUCUGUCAUCAUGGUUACAAGCUCAAGAACAACACCUGCACAGAUAUUGAUGAGUGUGCAGAACCAUCUCAGUGUCCUGGGCAGAUGUGUGUGAACUCUGUGGGAUCUUACAGGUGUGUGUCCUGUCGUGCUGGAUACACACUGACCAACAGACUAUGUACAGACAUAAACGAGUGUGAGAACUCUGAGUCGUGUCCCGGUCAGCAGUGUGUGAACACUGAGGGAUCCUACAGCUGUGUGGACUGUGCAUCUGGAUACCAGAGUGUCAGUGGAGAGUGUACAGAUGUGGACGAGUGUGCGCAGGAUUCCCAGUGUCCGGGGCAGCAGUGUGUGAACACGGUGGGUUCGUACCGGUGUGUUUCCUGUCAGCCGGGAUUCAGCAGCCUGAAUGGCGUCUGUCAAGAUGUGGACGAGUGUGUGCGUGUCGGAGUGUGUGAGGCGGAGCAGCUGUGUGUGAACACGCCCGGCUCCUUCAGGUGCGACUGCGCGCCCGGGUAUCGAACCGUGGGCCUGGGGCGGCAGUGCAGAGACAUCGACGAGUGUGUGGAGGGCGACCUGUGCUUCUCCCGGGGGGAGUGUGUGAACACCCCCGGCUCCUUCACCUGUGUGUGUUCCCCCGGGUUCAGACUGAGCGCCAACCGGACGGCCUGUCUUGAUGUGGACGAGUGUGUCAGGCCUGGUGUGUGUUCAGAUGGAAGAUGUGUGAACACUGACGGCUCCUUCAGUUGUGUGUGUCAAACCGGCUUCACCAGCAACCCUGAGAGGACCGCCUGCCUCGACGUAGAUGAGUGUGUGUCCUCUGGUGGGUCCGUGUGUGUGUCUCAGCGGUGUGAGAACACCAUCGGUUCGUUCCGCUGUCUCACUUCCUGUGAGCCGGGCUACCAGGGGACGGACGGCGGCCGGUGUGCAGAUGUGGAUGAGUGUGUGUCUCAGCCGGGUGUGUGCGGUUCGGCUCGUUGUGUCAACAUGGCGGGAUCCUUCCAGUGUGUGUGUGACCAAGCGGGACUUGAGUUCGACCCCCCCAGCAGAGAGUGUGUGAGGACAGCAGCAGCGAGACUCCCCUUCUCCUCCUCCUUCUCCUUCCCCUCCUCCUCCACCUCCACCUCCUCCUCCUCGUCCUCGUCCUCGUCGUCGUCCUCCUCCUCCUUCUCCUCCUCCUCCUCUUCCUCCUCCCCCUCCGCCCCCCCUCACGCUGUGGACCUGCCCCCCCCUCGGCCCGGGGAGUUGAGAGAGUGCUACUACCACCUGGCGGACCGCGGCACCUGCAGCCUGCUGGCCACCAACAGCAGCCAGCAGGAGUGCUGCUGCACGGUGGGGGAGGGCUGGGGCCUGGGCUGCCAGUACCACCGCUGCCCCCCCACACACACAGCCCAGUUUCUAUCUCUGUGCCCCAGCGGGAGAGGGUACAUCACAGCUGGAGCAGGGGCCUUCAGUUACACUGAUGUGGACGAGUGUAAACGCUUCCAUCCAGAGGUGUGUAAGAACGGCGUGUGUGUGAACAACAUCCCGGGAUACAGCUGCUACUGCUCCAGCGGAUACGUUUAUAACAGCACACUGCUGGAGUGUGUCGACCACGACGAGUGUGAGGAAGAGAGCUGUGUGGGCGGAGUUUGUGUCAACACGGUGGGCUCGUAUUACUGCAGCUGCCCGCCGCCGCUGGUCCUGGACGACACCCAGAGGAACUGCGUCAACUCGUCCCACCUCACCGUGGAUGAGAACCUGUCGGUCUGCUGGCAGCAGGUCUCUGCAGACCUGCUGUGUCAGAGUCCUCUGCUGGGGGCUCAGGUCACCUUUACCGACUGUUGCUGUCUGUAUGGAGACGGCUGGGGGAUGGGCUGUGCCCUCUGCCCUCCAUCCGACUCCGAGGACUACGCCAGCCUGUGCAGCUCCGUUCCUCUUCCGGUGUCGCCGGACCUUUAUCCAGACCCCGCCGGGCCUGAGGCAGGAGUGCGAGGAGGAGCGGGGGGUGGAGGAGGACUCUUUCCGCCGUACGGUCUGGACUUCUUCCCUCCUGUUCUGGUUCCCGGCAGAGACUUCAGCCGGUCGGACUAUGAGGAUUACCCCCCAGCAGGGGGCAGCAGGCAGGGCUUCGGGGGGCGGAGCCCCGCCUCCGUCGGCCUGCCGGACGAUUCGUACCGUCGCCCUGACUUCAGCACCAGCUACUUCUCUGAAGGAGACUUCGUCCCCCCCUCCGACGGCCGCACCCCCUCCCUCCGCCUCCCCGCCGACCCCCGGGCCGACCUGGGGUUCGGGGCGCGGCCCGACGCCCCCGCCCUCAGCCUGGCGCCGCUGCCCGGCGGGGAGGAGGGGGAGGAGGAGGACGGGAGGUGGAGGCCGGGGCCGCCGUUCCCCCCGUACGGCGACCGGAGCAGAGGAGGAGCAGGAGCGCCGAGGAGGCUGUACGAGAGGCGUUACGAGUCCUAUGGCCUGAGCGCCGCUGAGGAUUGUGGGAUACUGCACGGCUGUGAGAACGGCCGGUGUAUCCGCGUUGCCGAGGGUUACACCUGCGACUGUUACCCCGGAUACGAGCUGGACAUGACCUCCAUGACCUGCAUCGAUGUAAACGAGUGUGAGGACAGUGUUGCCAUGGAGUUUCCGUGUGUGAACGCUCGCUGUGUGAACACCGACGGCUCGUUCCGCUGCGUCUGCAGAAGAGGAUACGUCGUGUCGCGCAGAACCAACCACUGUGUGGCUGCGUAGACCGCCUCGGACCAGAUCUGAUCCGGGUCAGACCUGACGAGACCGGGUCCAGACCGGACCAGACCAGAUCCAACUGGCUGGACUGCAGCAGCCUAAUCCCUCCUGGACUGAACUCUUCUGUUGCACCAAAGCAGCUCAUUUUAUCUUUAGCACUCGUCUUUAUUUAGUUUUUAUUAGAAUUUAUUUUUCAGCACAACUAUUUAAAGUUUUUUUUUAAUCUCACGUGUUUUAUCGUUCUUAACUCUGCUGUGCCAUUUCUUUAUAACCUGAUCAUUAUUUAUUUGAACACGCCUGUUUUCAGCUCCACUCCAGCUGCUUUUCAUUGUUUCUGUUCGUUAGUUUACCGAGAAGGAAAAACCCAAAUGAGGCGCGUCCCGAUUGGUCGCUCUCACCGGACAUCAGCUGUGUUUUUGUGCCCGAUUGCUGCAACGCCACAGGUGAAACUCUCAGACUCCGCCUUCUUUUCUGUCUGGAGGACUGACGGAGGAAGAAAGUCGAUCAAUAGAAUUCAGCAGAUUUCAUCAGAUCAUCUAAAGCUUGGAAGCUCUCAUCUCUGCUGAUUGUUCAGAUUCCAACGAUGAUCUGCUGACGUGCCGCUAGCCGUUAGCCACACCGGUCGCUAACCUGCUGCUAGCCACACCGGCCGUUAGCCACACCGGUUGUUGAUCAGCCGCUAGCCAUUAGCAACACCGGCUGUUAGCCACACCAGGUCGCUAGCCACAGCGGUUGCUAACGUGCUGCUGGCUGGUUGUUAUGUGAAACUACUCAAACAUCAUUAAAGGUCCAGAUCAGCAGAGCUAACUGAACUGGAUCCCUUGUGGAAGUGUCAUCAUGAUGAUUAGCUAACGAAGCGCUCUUAAGCUCUGUUGAAGUGGAACAGAGUCUGAACUCACCGUCAGCUCCUCGUCUGUCUUAUACGAAUGUGAAGAAUCCAAUAAAGGUCAAAGUUCA